CGCGCUCCGGGAAAUAUAGCCAGCAUCCCUCCCGUCUCCGCUCUCACUCCCAGCCCAGCCCGCAGACUAGGCAACCACGACACAAUAAUUAGGCGAAAGGUAAGCGGCGUGUUCACAUAAAGAAGUGGAUCAUUGUUUUUUUCAGAGGUCUGCCUUGCUCCUUGCAGAUAUAAUGUUGGUCAAAUUGGCAAUAGCGCUGUUGGUUUUGUCAGUUUUUGAGCAAGUAGUGGAGACGGAUAAUAUGGACAUUCAUGACAACCCGCCAGAAAAACCGGCAAGCCAGAAAGGACGUCUUUCUCUACAGAACACAGCUGAGAUCCAGCACUGUUUAGUGAACGCGGGGGAUGUUGGCUGUGGUGUGUUUGAGUGCUUUGAGAACAACUCAUGUGAGAUCCGAGGACUGCAAGAGAUCUGCAUGACCUUCCUCCACAAUGCUGGCAAAUUCGACUCCCAGGGGAAGUCUUUCAUCAAGGACGCCCUGAAGUGCAUGGCCCACGGCCUGCGCCACAAGUUCAGCUGCAUCAGCCGCAAGUGCCUGGCCAUCAAGGAGAUGGUGUUCCAGCUGCAGAAGGAGUGCUACAUCAAACACAACCUCUGCUCCGCCGCCAAGGACAACGUCAACGUCAUGGUGGACAUGAUCCACUUCCAGGACCUCUUUCCCAAAGGUCCGUGUGAGCUGGUGAACAUUCUGCUGAGCUGUGGCGAGGAGGUCAAGGAGGCGCUGACGCGGAGCGUCCGGCUGCAGUGCGAGCAGAACUGGGGGGCGCUGUGCGACAGCCUGAGCCUCUGCACCUCCCUCGCCUCGCCCCCCAGCCCCCCUCCCCCCUCCCUGGACCAGCGGCGCCCCGCCCCCUCGCACCCCGAGCCCGAGAACUCCCGCCCGCCGCGGCAGGGAGAGAAGGACAAGCCCGUCAAGGGGGUCUUCAACGGACACGCCCGCUCCCGCGCUCAGAGCCCCCGACGCCAGGUCCCCGACGUGGGGUUGGUGUCCGAGCAGGAGGACCCCGAGGCGACGGACAUCCGGAGGUGAAAGAGCGGGAAAACAUGCCCUCCCCCCCCCCCACACAACCUCCUCCCUCGACCACCCCGCCUCACAACCCCCAAUCACUAUGACCACCAGACACGCUCAUGCACACAGAGCAACAUACUCUCACACACACACAGACUGAGCAGAAAGAGAAACAGAGCCCACCUUUCCUGUCCUGAAGCCUCACCUCUGUCGUCAUUCCAGCAGUCCCAAAUGCUAAACUUGCAGGGUAAAUGGGUAAAUGUGGUGUAGCUUGUGUUGUUACUCCAGAUUGUAGGCCAAGUUUUGUGUUGUUUUACUAUGUCUAUCGUUGAAUAAUAUUCUUAUCGUUGUUAUUUCAAGUGUUAGAUUUAUUUUGGCUCUAAUAUAGCAUUUCUCAAAUCGGACAUAUGGUAAGAUUUGAUUAUAUUUGUAUUAUUUAUUUCAUUCUUUAUGCAAUGUUAAAAUAUCAAAAUGUACAUAGAAAUAUACCUAUCUAUAUUUAUUAUGAACAUGUAUAAAUAUAGUCGCCAUAUGCAAUGCUGAUAUACUGUCGAUUAUAUGGUGCGCUAUCUUCUUGUAUUCUUCACAGUAUUGAACCCAUCACCCGUCUGUAUGUAGAUAUGUAACAUACAUCAUUUGUUUGUUUUUUCAACGUGAGAAUGUGUAAGAUCAUUCUAGAUACUUGAUGAUUAGAUACAAACUGUACAGGUUUGAAGUCCAGUCCUGGCACAUACAUUGACAAAUGCUCCGGUACGUUCUCUGUGGGUCUCUGCUUGCCUGUGCUUUUAACCCGUAGAGGCAGAGAAGACACUGUCUGGAGCAACACUAGGUUAGGUCUCGGUUUUAGUCUUCGUCUUCGACUCCCCCAUCUUUUCUCAAAUGUGAAAUGACAUGCAUCAAUGUGCCUAAACUUUGCUUGUUCUUAAGUUUACGGUUUACUGUGCAUUUGACUGGAGAUAAUGGUUGUAUCAUAGUGGUGAAUACGGAAAGAAAAUCAUAAAACUGUCUCCAAUGAAGUGUCCUUCAAACCUGGGGGUGUGGAGAAUCUCAGUUGGGGUGGGUGUUUUGGUUCGAUAUCAACACUUUGUCCAUUGUAACAUGUUCACAUUGUAACAGAGCUUGUUAUCGAUGUGCUAUAUCUCCGGGCUCUGUAUAAAGCAGCUUUGACGAAGCUCUCCCCACACUGUGUCACGGUCACUGAGGUGAGGGCAGAGAGAAGCACCACCCUGGUCUCACUAGCUGCAGCGCAGUGGCCCUUUGAAAAAGAAAACAUGUCCAGUUGUUUUAAUUACCCUUUAGUCACUGGAACCCUGUAGCCUGACCAGAGAGGGGGGCAUGAACACCCCCCUCCCCCCUUCUCCAGAGCUGAGUUGUGUCCAUGUGCGGCGGGGCUCCGCCACUGUUAAACUCAAUGUUAGAUUUACCAAGGCCACUCGAGAAUUCCUCUGGCUUUGUCCAAUAGCCAAGGGAAUGCAGAGGACGAGAGAGAGAGAGAGAGAGAGA
This is a messenger RNA of Osmerus eperlanus (European smelt), 2512 nucleotides long. It is a transcript of the gene stc2a, whose product is annotated as stanniocalcin 2a. Lineage: Eukaryota; Metazoa; Chordata; Actinopteri; Osmeriformes; Osmeridae. The record is from RefSeq and is a predicted model, not a curated record. Gene Ontology annotation, molecular function: hormone activity. Gene Ontology annotation, biological process: intracellular calcium ion homeostasis. Gene Ontology annotation, cellular component: extracellular region.